AUGGAAUCAUCGUCAAAAACAUUUCUCCACCCACUUCACGAAAUCGCCAUGACUCCAACCCACAAGCUUCUCUUAAAGCAAUGGCUUAAAGAAGAGGAACUGAUCCUGAAUCGAAUCGCUCUCAAAGAAACCCAGAUCGAUGCUGUUCGAAAGGAAAUCACUCACAUUUACUGUUUCUUCUUUCUGUUUCACUCGAUCUCACUAAUGCUCCUCUUCAGCAGCGCAUCUUCGUCUACAUCUGGAUCAUGCAACCGAUCAUGGAUCCCAUCUCUCUGUUCGCUCCUCUGUUCUCUGGGAUUAAUCUGGGCUGUUCGUUACAAGACAGACACAGAAUCGCAUCUGGAGAAAUUACUGGAGAGGGAGAAAGAAGAUGGGAAGUUAUUGGGGAAGUGUGUGGAGGAAUUGAAGAAGAAAGGUUUGGAGUUUGAUUUGUUGAAGGAAGUUGAUGCACUUCGAAGGGCUAAAAGUUUGAGGGUUGAAGGUAAAGCAGUGAAGAAAUGGUCAACGAGAGACUUUGUUACUCUGUUUUUCUUCACUGUUUCUUGUUUGGUUCUUGCUCUUACUAGGGUCAUUCUCUGCAAUUGA
Molecule: messenger RNA, 585 nt
Organism: Lactuca virosa
Lineage: Eukaryota; Viridiplantae; Streptophyta; Magnoliopsida; Asterales; Asteraceae
Source: the annotation of a GenBank genome assembly